AGUGAGAAACUUCCCUCACUCCUCCUCCCUUGCUUUCUCUCUCCCAAAUUCCCUCAGUGACUUUUUUAUUUAACUUCUCUCAAGCGAGCAGCCACCAGCACCUCUGCUAAACGCUGGUAACAGGUACUUGCGGGGUUUUGUUUUUUAUUUUUACCCUAUCUUUUGUCGUAUUUUGGAGGCACGGUUCCCUACCCGGUUCGUCCAGAGCUUCAACUGGAGUGACUCGACCAAGUUUCUCCCCCCUCCAUUCUGCCUGAAGGAAUGAGAGGAGUGCUGGAGAGGAAGAGCCGAGACUCGCCUGUUUGAAUGGACAAAAGAGAAGAAACCGAGGGUAUUGCCGCCGAAAUGGAGGAAAAUAUUCUGCCGGGAGCAACAUCUCCCUUCUCGGAUCUGAAAACAAACCCGACAAGGCCGGACCCAGAGGGGGAAAGCAGCCCCCCGAAGACAGAAACCAUUCCCCAGAGGAUGGAGUCACCGGCUAAGAAAGAAACAGACCGGAGAUUGACGACCCCGACAAAGUCUGACAUGCUUCGAUCACCGGGGUCGACUGCGUCACCACAUCCCAGGACCAAAAGGAAGGAAGAUAUCAUGAAAUCAGAAGAGAGGCAGAAGCUCGCAAAGGAGCGCAGAGAAGAAAAGGCCAAAUAUCUUGAAGAGCUCAGCAUGCUACAAGCUGCUAAAAAGACGCAGUGGCUGGAGAAAGAGGAGAAAGCACGGCAGCUGAGGGAACAGCAGCUGGAGGAGCGCCGUAGGAAGCUCGAGGAACAGAGGAUCAAGGCGGAAAAACGGAGAGCCGCCCUCGAGGAGAGACAGAAACAGAAACUGGAGAAGAAUAAAGAACGCUACGAAGCAGCCAUCCACAGGUCAACAAAGAAGACAUGGGCAGAAAUUCGCCAGCAAAGAUGGUCUUGGGCUGGAGCCCUGAGCCAGAACUCCAGCCAGAAAGAAGGCAGAUGUUCUUUGUCGACGGUCAACCUGCCCAAACAAGUGGACACUGUUAUAAACAAGCGACUGUCAAAGUCCUCCGCCACGCUCUGGAACUCCCCCAGCAGAACCCGUGGCCUUGCACUCAGUCCAUGGGAGAGCAGUAUAGUUGACCGCCUGAUGACGCCAACACUGUCUUUCCUCGCAAGAAGCCGAAGUGCUGCCAGUGUCCUCAGCAAUGGCAAAGAUGGUCACUCUCCUCUCUGCCCCCGUUCGGCCUCAGCAAGCCCCCUCACACUGUGCGCCCAUCAGCCCCACCACCGCUGCUCUGACCGCUGGAGAGUGACGUCAAGCACGCCAGACAUCACGCAGCGCCAGCUGAGACGGAGCUCCACGCCUAUGGAUAAAAACAAGAAAGAAAAGAAGGACAAGGAGCGGGAGAAUGAGAAGGAGAAAAACGCUCUCACUAAAGAAAAAGUGCUGAAGAAGAGACAGUCUCUCCCCAGUAUGAGACACAGACCUGAUCCAAGCCCCAGUCCUUUAUCAAGACAACGACCGUCGUCCCCUGCGACACCCAAGGGCAGAACUGCUUCACCCAGCCCUGCUGCCUCACCCAAGCCUCCAACCUCACGUGGAAGCCCAUCAACCCCUAAAAGUAGGCCUAAAAGAGCCAGGACUCCAGCCAGGAUAGACCAUCGUACAUCCUCCCCCAUCCCGCUUGAGAGAGUGAAGGAGCCACGAAGACCUGCAACCCCAGAGGAGAGAAGGGGCUCUCCACUGGUUCCUGCUAUUGUCGUAUCCUCUGCCGCCUCUUCCCCCCAUGCGACAAGCAUGACAGUUACAACCACUGCAGCCUCCUCCUCCUCACCUGAGCUGGUGCACUCAGCUCCUUCUGUCCCUGCACAGUCACCUGCACCCUCUCCAUCAGCCAAGCCCAUGGCGGGCACUAAUGACCCGGAGGAGGCGGCUCGCAUCCUGGCGGAGAAACGCAGGCAGGCCAGGGAGCAGAGAGAGAGGGAGGAGCAGGAGCGGCGCGAACAGGAGGAGAAGGAGAGGAUCCUGAGAGAGGAGCGGAUAGCGAGAGAAGCAGAGGAGAGGCGGCUCCGGGAGGAGGAGGCUCGAGCCAUGGCCGAGGAGCAGCGGAAGAGGGACGAAGCCCAACGCCUGCAGGAGGAGAAGGAGGCACAGGAGAGAGCUAAAGCUGAGCAGGAGGAGAACCUACGCCUGCAAAAACAGAAGGAAGAGGCUGAAGCUAAAGCUCGAGAGGAGGCUGAGAAGCAGCGUCUGGAGAGGGAGAAACACUUCCAGAAGGAGGAGCAGGAGAGGCUGGAGAGGAAGAAGCGUCUGGAGGAGAUCAUGAAGAGGACACGCAAGACAGAUGCAGGCGACAAGAAGGAGACAAAGUCCUCCCCACCAACGAAUGGCACUGAGAAAGAGGCAGAAAGCAGUAAAGUAUCUGCUGAAAAUCAGCCAAAAUCAGAGGUCAACCAGCCCAAUCACAGGACAGAAAACGGACAAACAAAUGUCAAAGAAAGCAGCCCCUCAGUACCAGUGGUCAAUGGGGUCCAGCCUAUCAGACAUGAAAAUGGUCUGUCCACUAAAGGAGACUCUGCCCACUUUGGAGAUAUCCUUCACAUCGCGAAUCAUGGAAACACGACGAAUGGAGCGCGGGAUAACUCUGAGCAUGGCAUGGACUCUGAGCCCAUACUGUCGUUUGACAGUGAGGAUUCAUUCAUGAAAAAGGCCGGUCCCAUCAAGCCUCAGCAUGUGGCAGAGGUCCUGUGACAUGCUCCAGUGUUGAAGUGCUCGUCGCCUUUAGGCCAUUGACCUCUCCCAGCCCUGCCGAUGCUUGCAUGGGGAUUUCUGUGACCUGUGCCAAUCAACAACCUUUUUUUUUUUCUCCACGCCCCUUGAAGUAAACAUACUUCUCUGUGAGGAUGAAAUGGGCUGCAGAAAGUUAAUACAAAGCAUCGGGUUGUACGCAAGAAGACAAAACAGGAUGAAAGGUGCAUCAUUGUUUACUUCAGUAAAGAUCUUUGUGGCAGAGACCCCAUGCACCUCAAUAAUCAGCGCUAUCAUCCUUUGUACAUGGCAGUACGGCUGUGUAAUUUUUAUUACAGGAAGCUGAAGUGUUUGUUUUACUUUGUUCUUUAGUUAUUUAACUGAAAGAGGAUUAUAAAAAGACUGGGUACAUUUUUGUGAAUAAUGUAAAUUAACUUUGUGAUGGACAGUGGAGGGUGAGGAUUUAAGUAAGAAAGGGACUCACUUAAAGCUACUCUCCUGUGAGUAGAAAGCCAGGUAUUGAGCAUCCUGGUGUGUAUAAAGCCACCUGUAACAGUUUUUGUAAAGUUCAACUGAGAAAUCUGGAAAAGGAUUUGAAAUAUAAGUUCACAUGCAGCAGCUUUGUAACAAGUGUAAACAUUCUGUCUGUUCGAACCUCUUAGAUUGAUUGUACGCAGAACUGGAUGUAAAAACAAGAAUUCAACCUCGACGAUUAAGAAAGCAGAUGUUAAAUUCCUAUCGGCAGGAAUUUACUCCAUUAUUCACUUUUAUUUCACAUGUAUAAGCAUGACUCAGUUUUCUCUCAUAAAUCCAUGGACUCAUAUGUGUUUGAAAUACUGGUGCGUGUACAUGCUAUAAUUAUUUUGAUGUGCGUUACCAGGUCAGUGGAAGUAUCUUCAGUCUUAUUAAAGACAAGCUGUCCAGUCA
This is a messenger RNA of Cheilinus undulatus (humphead wrasse), 3633 nucleotides long. It is a transcript of the gene map7d1a, whose product is annotated as MAP7 domain containing 1a. The record is from RefSeq and is a predicted model, not a curated record. Lineage: Eukaryota; Metazoa; Chordata; Actinopteri; Labriformes; Labridae. Gene Ontology annotation, biological process: microtubule cytoskeleton organization. Bases 307 to 2709 code for a protein of 800 amino acids. Gene Ontology annotation, cellular component: microtubule cytoskeleton. The transcript is spliced from 19 exons.